Oldenlandia corymbosa var. corymbosa is the source of this 3436-nucleotide messenger RNA. The record is from the annotation of a GenBank genome assembly. Lineage: Eukaryota; Viridiplantae; Streptophyta; Magnoliopsida; Gentianales; Rubiaceae.
UUUGUUUUUGGGGUCGAUUUGAUAAUGAUUAGGCCAACAAACUAAAAGCAUUGAAUUGAUGAUUCAGAAAAAUAGCUGCUAAUAUCAACAAAAGAGAUUUCCCUUUUUCCCAUUUGUUGUUCCCAGUUUCGUCUUUCCUUCCUUUCCCCCCUUCCAUCGUAUUAUUCAUAUAUAUCUCUCUCUAUUUAUAUCCUUCUCCUCCUUUUUUGUGCAUAAUUCCAUAAAUAUCUAUUACAUCAUCCAUCAUCACUUGCCUUUUCUGUAUCUUCGAUUUCACGAAGAAAGGUUAGAUCUUUUGCCUAUCCCCCAUUUGAUUGUUGAUAUAUACACGCUGGAGUAGUUUUCUUCUUCAAUUUUCUAAUUAGGGAAUUUUUUUUCCGAUUUGGGUUUUUGAUUGAUUGGUGAAAAAGGAUAUAGUGGGAGGGGAGGAGGAGUAUAUAUGCUGAGAGAGCAAACGGGCGUUUAAGAAUUAUUGUUGAAUUGGAGGAGUUUGCGUAAAAGAUUUAUUAGCUGGGAAUCAGAAGGGAAAAAAUUAAAUGGCGAAUUUUUUCGUGAAGGCUGUGCCCCCUACGGAUCUGAAUAGGAACACGGAAUGGUUCACGUAUCCAGGAGUUUGGACCACUUAUAUAUUGAUCUUGUUCUUCUCUUGGUUGAUGGUGCUUUCUGUAUUUGGUUGUUCUCCUGGCAUGGCUUGGACUGUUGUCCAUCUCUCUCAUUCCUUGAUUACGUAUCACUUUUUCCAUUGGAAGAAGGGAACUCCUUUUGCUGAUGAUCAGGGUAUCUACAACAGGCUGACUUGGUGGGAACAAAUAGAUAGUGGCAAGCAACUCACUCGUAAUCGAAAGUUUCUCACUGUUGUUCCCGUGGUGUUGUGAGUAUCUAUCUUUUGCUUUUGUUUUAUAUUAUCUGAAAGUCAUGGGAUUUUUGUCCUAUUUAAUAGUUCAGCAGUUUCUGUCUCCUAUUGCAUCAUGCGAGCGAUACUGUGCACUGUUAGGAUGAGUUUCUAUCUCCCGAAAUUAUAUUGUGUUUCCCAAUUUUUCCUCAGUAAAAAACCAGUUAGUUCCAGGUUUGAAAUCUCCAAGUUAAGCUUUCAUGCAAUGUCAGUUGAGCUUUUAUGGAAAAACAAUCAUAAUAUGAGAGAAAAGUUAAGGGGGAAAAACUUAAUUUAUGCUCAUGUAUCAGUUUGUCACUGGUCUGUCAUUCAGGGGGAUUAACUGUUAUUUAACUCUCCUGUCAAGGAGGUAUUGUUAAGUAAUCAGACCUUUGUACUUUUGUCUACUAUGACUAGAGCAGUUUGUUUUUGAUUGGGUAUCUUCCUUUUAGUGGCAGACACUGAUUUCUGCUCUGUCCAGGGAGCAACUAAAACUUCGAAGAUUUUUUGCUGUCAGUUUUUUGAUGAAAAAGAAUUUCACCAAACCUAUUACUGUGGGCUGUAUUCUCCCUUUCUUUUUGUGUUUCUGAACCUCAUUUAAGUAACCAGUUGCUGAUGCAUUUGCAGUUUUUUUCCCUUUCUUAUGGUGUUUUGUUUUUAGUCUGUUCCAUAUGGCUUGAGAUUUCUGUUUAGACUUUUACUAGCAAUUAGAAGAGUAAUUGUGGCAGAGCUUUUAGUAGAAGCUAUCAUAUUAAUAAAGCUGUUCCACGUAUGAUUCCUUGGCUAAUGGCUUUGGUUUUUUGUUUGUCUCAUAAUGGAAGAAAUCCUGCUACAUCAUUAUGUUAAAGUGAAGAUGUAACAGAAAAGAUUAAAUUCUUCUGAUGCUAGUGGAGUUUAUCUUCUUUAUUUGUCCAUGACUUUUGUGGGGUUUGAGCAGAAUACCUUUUCCACUUUCCCUUCUUUCAUCCUUGGCCCUCGGCAAGCUUCUUCUUUUUCCCGUUAUGAAAUUGUUUUAGACCGUUGAGCCUGAUCUAGCUAGGAAUGCCAUCAGGGGGGUUUUUUGGACUUGGGUGCUCUGUGAUGAGAAAAUAGUACUCCAGUAUGUUAUUGUUAAACAUGGUUCAGUAGGGGUUACAACUACCCGGGGGGUGGUUAAUGUUAUUGUACUGAGAUCAUUUAGAAUCGCCUAAUUGUUCAUAGGCAAGUAGUUGUGAACACUUUAUUGGGUAAAACAUGGUUCAAUUUAAUUAUAGAAUUAUCACUAUGCAAUGGGUUGCAUAUUCCCACUGUGAAAAUGGUGUUUGAAACUGUUGAAGAUUGUAUACAUUGUAUUUCUCAACCAUGUCAUGAUUUACCUUUCAUCUAGUUGAGACCAGGGGGUAUUUUUAAUUAUAUUUUUUUUUUAUGAAAUCUGUUUGGUCUGGCAGGUACUUGAUAGCAUCACACACGACCGAUUAUCAACACCCAAUGCUGUUCUUCAACACGCUGGCAGUGUUCGUUCUAGUGGUUGCCAAGUUUCCCCACAUGCACAAGGUUCGUAUUUUCGGGAUAAAUGCAGAUCAGUGACUGGGAAGGCAUCGCGACGGAAUGCUACACAAGUUCUAGUUUUUCAGCCUGCAAUAUUUUCAGUCGUCUGACAUAUACAAUGCAGUAGCGCUAGUCGUGGAUGAACUUGUACAGCUAAGAGUACCAACAUUAUGUUUACUUGGUGAAUAUGUGGGCUUAUUUCUCUGGGAUUUGAGGUUUUGUACAAGCGGACAUUGCUGAAAUUGUAAUCAGCAUAAACCCUAAGUCAGGGACCUUUGUAAGUCAUCUGUUUUGAAGAAGAUAAAGCAGUAAAAAUCAUGUCCUCCUUAUUCAUGUAGUAGUAGAGUUUCCACUUUUCCAGUUUGUUAAACGAAGGAAAUGAACUUUGGAGAAAAUACGCUGCACUUAAAUAAAUCAUGAACAAGCUCUUUUUCCGAGUUUGGACGAUUUAGAGGUCAUUGUCCUGCACUGGCAAUUUGGCCGGCUCUGAUUUGGAGUUUUGACUCUUUUUUAUCUCUCUUGGUGUUCCGCCUGGUGGAUACAUAUAUAGUCUUUUUCUUUUCACAUCAACAAAGGAACAAUAUUUAGGCGCAGUUGCCCCUCUGGUUGAGUUCUUUGUUUAUGUUGGUCCAGAAGUAGAAGAACCUAACUAUCCAACAAGGCUGCACAUCUUGAUUAAACCAUUUUGUUGACAAAAUUGCAACUGAUGGAUGGAUGAUCAACUAAGAAAUAGUGCCAAAGUUAUGAAAUUGAAGGUGUCAUUUUUUUAUUUUUGUUUUCAUUUGUGAGCCCCAAAAAUCAUUCUGAAUUGGCCAUACUUAUGCUUAGCCCUCAAGUCAUUAGUGGACAGCAAGGUGUGAGUGUGAUUUGAGUAGAGGUUUGCGCAUUGAGUUUUCCAAUUUCCAUUUUAGCCAAAAGGGAGCAGGACGGAUUUGGUAAUUAGAAUUCGGAAGACAUGGAAGCCUUUUAUAUAACUUUGAACUAUGGAAAGUGACAUCCAUAAUACACACACAUACUGGAUUCUGAUUUAGGUGUUAU